GGGGCUGCCGGGGCGCGGCUUCUCCGCAGCGGCUGCGCCGAGGGAGCCGAGGCGGGGCCGUGGUUCCGUUCCCGUGCCCGUCUCUCCAUGGCGGGGCUGUGUGCGGCCGGGCUGGGCUGCUCGGCGCUCCCGGCCGCUGCCGGGGCCGUGCUGAGGCGCUGCGGGGCCGCGGGGAGCAGCCGCAGCCCCUGGCAGCCGGCCGUGCUCCUGCUCAGCCCGGCGUUCUCCACCAGCUGCGCCCGGCGCGCCAAGGACAGGCGGCUGAGGCAGAAGAGAGCCAUUUCCGAGCGGCAGCUGACACGUUAUUUCGUGGAUCAGCGGAAAGUGCGUGUGGUUGGAGGACAAGGAGGAGACGGGGGCCAUUCCUUCCACAGUGAGCCCAGAAAAGUGUUUGGAGGUCCUGAUGGUGGAAAUGGAGGUGAUGGGGGUCAUGUCAUUUUUAAAGCUGACCAGCAAAUGAAAUCACUUUCUUCAGUGUUCCGCUUCUAUCGGGGUUUUCACGGAGAGAGAGGAGGAAGCAAAAACUGUUAUGGAGCUAACGGUGCACACUUGUAUGUUAAAGUCCCUGUUGGUACUUUGGUGAAGGAGGAUGGUGAAGUUGUGGCUGACCUCACCCAGCAUGGAGAAGAGUACAUUGCAGCUUAUGGAGGAGCUGGGGGCAAAGGGAAUCGCUUCUUUCUCUCCAAUGAAAACCGCGCUCCAAAAUUAUUUACUCCAGGAGAGCCAGGUCAGGAGAGGGUCCUUCAGCUGGAGCUCAAGACAACAGCUCAUGCAGGAUUGGUGGGCUUUCCCAAUGCUGGCAAAUCCUCACUUUUGAGAGCCAUCUCCCGGGCAAAGCCAGCUGUGGCUGCCUACCCAUUCACAACCCUAAACCCCCACGUUGGCAUUGUCCACUAUCAAGACUAUGAACAAGUGGCAGUUGCUGACAUUCCUGGCCUAAUCAAAGGUGCUCAUCAGAACCGUGGGCUGGGGAUGGCCUUCCUGAAGCACAUCGAGCGCUGCCGCUUCCUCUUGUACGUGGUGGAUCUUUCUGUGCCUCAGCCCUGGAUCCAGCUGCAAGACUUGAAAUAUGAACUGGAAGCGUAUGAAAAAGGCUUGUCUGAGAGGCCUUGUGUUGUGGUUGGCAAUAAGAUUGACCUUGCUGAGUCCAGGAUCAAUCUGCCACUCCUUAGGGAGCAGGUAGCUGAGAGGGUUAUCGCCUUGUCUGCCCUGACAGGAGACAACUUGGAGGAGCUGCUGUUGCACCUGAGGGAACUGUAUGACACUUAUGUGAAGACAGAACAGUCACGGGGACAAAGCCCAGUCAAGUGGUAGAAGCCACAACUGCUGUGAACUGUGCUGGAAGGAGAACAAAGUUAAAAUAGCAGUUUGAUUUGAAUGCAUUUCUGUGAUUUGGGCUUGUUUUUGUUGUUAAUAUGGAAGGGCACAGCAUGGGGAUUUGUUCUGGACUGCUGCUUUGGAAAGAUUGUUUUGUUUGUUUCUUCACCUUUGAGGUGUCUCUGAAGUUUUACAACAAAGCAUGAAAAUUGUAAUCAUGGUGGGAGUUGAACUGGAAACCUGGCUCUUGUUUGGCAUACUAUGGAAUGAAGAGAAUGCUGUCUAGUAGAAAUGACUGAAAUUCAGGCUCUGCAGGAGAUGUUGGCUUAUUUUAUGAAGUGUACUGAAGUCACUCUCAAUUUUCACUAAUCAAAAGUUCUAAAAUAAAAUCAGGUGCUCCCA
Taeniopygia guttata (zebra finch) is the source of this 1719-nucleotide messenger RNA. RefSeq names its product mitochondrial ribosome associated GTPase 2 (gene MTG2). Lineage: Eukaryota; Metazoa; Chordata; Aves; Passeriformes; Estrildidae. Gene Ontology annotation, cellular component: mitochondrion. Gene Ontology annotation, molecular function: GTPase activity; GTP binding; magnesium ion binding. The record is from RefSeq and is a predicted model, not a curated record.